CCGGCCGGCCGCCUCCGGGAAGCGCCUCCGCUCCCGGUUCCCCGUUCCCGGUUCCAUCCCCGCUCCAGCCCCGGGCGAUGGAGGAGCCCUGCGGCGCGGGCGCCGCUGCCCCGCUCCGGGGGGACGCCGAGGAGCCCAAGCAGGGGUCGGUGCUGUUCCUUGGAGGCAAUGAAGUGAAGAGCAGUGCAGUGGUGAAAUACUCCUCUGCCCCACCACAGGCAGCCUUUGCUCGGCUCCAGGAGAAAACGGACUUGAAGCUUCCCCCGGCCAACUGGUUACGUGAGAGUGCCAAGCUGGGGCCAGCAGGGACCACCAUUCUGGGCAACAGCAAGAAAAGUAAACCCUUCUCAAGCUUUGGGAUGGCUUAUGACUUCAUUGACUCAGUGGGAAAUGAUGUAGAUGUGGUGUCUGAUUCAGAGAACAUCAAAAAGCUCCUGAAGAUCCCUUACAGCAAGUCCCACGUGAGCAUGGCUGUGCAUCGCAUUGGGAGGACGCUUCUCUUGGACGAGCUGGAUAUUCAGGAGCUCUUCAUGAGAUCCUCUCAGACAGGGGACUGGACGUGGCUGAAAGAGUUUUAUCAAAGGCUGAUUGAUCAGAAGUGGCAAAGAAAAAAGAAGAGUAAAGAACAUUGGUACCAGAAGGCUAUACUUUCUAAAUUUUUGUAUUACAGCAUUAAUGGUGAUGGAGCUGCUCAGCCUGUUCCUUCCACUUCCAAGCAGCACCAGGAGGGUCCUGUUGCAGGUGAGAGUGAUGAAGCAGGAAGGGCCUCCUGGCCAGCCCCUUUUGAAAUGCCUUCUUCGUUAUCUGAAGAUCCAGGUGCCUCCAACCAGGGAAAUGUGCCUCUUGAACCCUCAUACAUAGUGGGGCACGUGGCCUCAGCCCCCAAAGAACAAAACCUGACUCCUUUGUUCAGUGACGGGGAAAGCGGUCAGGGACUUAAAAAUGACUUUGUUCGUAAUAUCUUGUGGACCUUUGAAGACAUCCACAUGUUGGUGGGAUCAAACAUGCCAAUAUUUGGAGGUGGGAGAUACCCUGCUGUGAGCCUGCGUCUCAGGGAUAACAACAAGCCAAUAAAUGUGCUAACAGGAAUUGACUAUUGGUUGGACAACUUAAUAUGCAACGUCCCAGAGCUUGUGAUGUGCUUUCAUGUGAAUGGAAUUGUUCAGAAAUAUGAAAUGAUCAAGACUGAAGAUAUUCCCAAUUUGGAAAACUCAAAUUUUUCUACCAAAGUGAUAAAAGAUAUUGCUCAAAAUAUCUUGUCUUUCCUGAAAUCAAAUUGCACCAAAGAAGGGCACACUUACUGGUUGUUUAAAGCAAGUGGGAGUGAUAUUGUAAAGCUCUAUGACCUCACCACACUUUGUGAAGAGACAGAAGACAAAUACCAAAACCCUUUUACAAUGCCAGUGGCAAUUCUUCUCUACAAAGUUGCUUGCAACAUGAUGCUGAAGAAAAACCAGAACAAGAAGCACUAUGGCACUAUCAGAACGUUGCUCCUGAAUUGUCUGAAGUUAUUGGACAAUGGCAGGCACCCUCAAAUCAUUGCUUCAGCAAACUACAUGUUAUCAGAGCUUUUUCAGUUGGAUGAACCUAAAAAAGAAGACAGCGCAGACUUCCCCAUAAAUGGAAAUUCUGAUGAGAGUUACAGCGAGGAAGAGGAAGAAAUGCCAGACAGCGAUGAAAACGGUUCCUACAGCACCAGUUCUGACCCCCCAGAUGACAAUAAAGCAGUGGCAAUAAUCAAAUCUGUUGGAGAGUUGUCAGUGCCAGAAAAGUACAAGUCAGUGCAUCGAAUACGUCCCAGCUGUGCGUUCCCAGUCUGCCACGGCACCGAGGAGCGCUGCCGGCUCGUGCUCAACCACGUCCUGGAGGGCUUGAAGUCUGUCGACAGCAGUGUGAAAAAGGAGGGUGACCUUCCAGCUGCCGACCCCAGCACUCCAAUCCCUUUGAAAUAUGAAGAUGAAUCCACCAGUGGUGGUCCCGAGUGUCUGGAAAAGCAGAUGGCCUUGUUUUUAGACAAAAGUUCUGUUCCUGUUGCAGUGGGCUCCUUUCAGAAGGGGAAGCAUUCCAGUCAGUCGGGAAUGAUUCCUGGAUCGUGGCAGUACAAAAUGAAGCUCCAGCUCAUUCUGAAAUCAUCAAAAGCUUAUUAUGUGCUGUCUGAUGCUGCCAUGAUCCUGCAGAAAUAUGGGAGAGCGCUCCGGUACAUCAAGCUGGCUUUGCAGUGCCAUGAUACCUACUGCUGUCUCUGUGGCAGCAUGCUGCCAGAGGUGUUGAUGUUCCUGUGCCAGUGUUUAACCCUUUGUGGAGACAUCCAGCUCAUGCUGGCUCAGAAUGCAAACAACAGAGCAGCUUAUCUUGAAGAGUAUAAUUACCAGACUAAAGAAGAUCAGGAGAUAUUGCACAGUCUUCACAGAGAAUCCAGGUGCCAAGUGUUCGCCUGGGCUACGGAUUUGUCCACAGACUUGGAAUACCAGCUCUCUGUCAGCUGCAAAUGCUAUGAGGCAGCUUAUGAAAUCCUACUGUUCAGUAAUUUGAAAAAGGAAAACCCAGAGCAGCACAUCCAGGUGCUGAAGAGGAUGGGCAACAUCAGGAAUGAGAUUGGAGUGUUCUACAUGAACCAGGCUGCUGCAGUGCAGACAGAGAGAGUGGUGAGUAAAAACGUCUCGACCACGGAGCAGCAGCUUUGGAAGAAAAGCUUCUCGUGCUUUGAAGAAGGAAUUCAGAAUUUUGAGUCCAUUGACGAUGCCACCAACGCUGCCCUUCUGCUGUGCAACACAGGAAGGCUGAUGAGGAUCUGUGCCCAGGCCCACUGUGCAGCUGAAGGGGACUUCAAGAGGGAGUUCUCCCCAGAAGAGGCCCUUUAUUACAAUAAGGCUAUUGACUACUAUCUGAAGGCACUAAGGUCGCUGGGUAAGAGAGAUGUGCAUCCAGCUGUUUGGGAUUCUGUCAACUGGGAGCUCUCCACCACCUAUUUCACUAUGGCAACUCUGCAGCAGGACUAUGCUCCCUUAUCCAGGAAGGCUCAGGAACAGAUAGAGAAGGAAGUGAGUGAAGCCAUGAUGAAGUCCCUGAAGUACUGUGAUGUUGAUACAGUGUCUGAACGACAGCCCCUGUGCCAGUACAGGGCUGCCACCAUCCACCACAGGCUGGCUUCCAUGUACCACAGCUGCCUGAGGAACCAGGUUGGAGAUGAACACCUGAGGAAGCAGCACCGUGUCCUUGCUGAUCUUCAUUACAGCAAAGCCGUGCGACUCUUCCAGCUCUUGAAGGAUGCCCCCUGUGAGUUCCUGCGUGUGCAGCUGGAGAGAGUGGCCUUUGCAGAAUUCCAGAUGGCCAGUCAGAACAGCAGUGCUGGGAAAUUAAAGACUCUGUUUGGGGCCCUGGAUAUAAUGACCAAAACCAAGGGUGCUUUCCAGCUCAUCAGAAAGGAGCUUGUGGCAGAAAGUGAACAGAUAAGCAAGGACAAAAGUCCUGCUGAGGGUGUGUCACCAAGUGACUCCUCUGUGGGCCUGAACAAGGAAGAAGUCUUGAAACUGCUCAGUAUCUUUGAGUCCAGGAUGUCCUUCCUUCUCCUCCAGUCCAUCAAAUUGUUAACUUCAACCAAAAAGAAGAUUGGGGGCAUUAAUGAAGAAGAAGUGGUUCUGAAGACAAACAAGCAGGUUUAUUCCCUGCUCCUGCGGGCGACUGCCAACAAGGGCCUGACCCUGCUGGAACGCACGGAUCUCAUCCUCAAUUUACUGGAGCAGCUGGCUCCCAGUUCUGAGGGCAGCAAUGGGGGAAUCCAGUGACUGCAGCCCUGCAGAGCAGCAGAACCAGUGCCUUGCUGCAUGGGAUCACUGGGCUGUGUUCCCGUGGGAUACCUGUAUUUAUUGUGGUGAUGUUAUCACCGCGUUGUUACAUUGGACACUUUUUAUCCCAACAAAACUUGUUCAGCUCCCCGGCGUUUCUUUGUUCGAAAUGCCCAGUUGGGAGUUGUGGAUGUAAAUGUUAAACUGUUCUUCACCAUGGAGAAAUUAAUGAUUUUUUUUUCUCUUACAGAAAUGGGCUUUGCAGUCAUACCCAUGUUUUGCAUAAAAAUGUAACCUGACAGCGGCUCUGGUUUGGUAUUUAAUGAAAUAUAUUUUGUGAGCAAGGCUGCAUUGGAACAGUUUAACUGCCCUUGUCAGGCCAGGGAAAUUUCUGUGGAAUAUAUGGAUGCACUGCUUUAUUCCAGUGAGGAUCCUGCACGAAAACGUUGUGCCUUUCAAGCUUUGAUGUGACUCUUGCAAAUUUAUGGGCCAUCUCUGGGAGUUUGUUUUGGAAAGUGAAUGGUUUCAGCUGUGUUAGAAUUGAUCAAGAAUAGUAUUAUCUUUUUCAGACUUGAAACUGUGAAUAAAUGAGAGGAUAUUUUUAAAUAAAUAUUUAUUUAUUAAAUAUAAA
Empidonax traillii (willow flycatcher) is the source of this 4416-nucleotide messenger RNA. It is a transcript of the gene EDRF1, whose product is annotated as erythroid differentiation regulatory factor 1. The transcript is spliced from 25 exons. Gene Ontology annotation, biological process: positive regulation of DNA-templated transcription. Gene Ontology annotation, molecular function: protein binding. The record is from RefSeq and is a predicted model, not a curated record. The coding region runs from base 78 to 3785 and encodes 1235 amino acids. NCBI's taxonomy places the organism in Eukaryota, Metazoa, Chordata, Aves, Passeriformes, Tyrannidae.